Molecule: messenger RNA, 3297 nt
Organism: Uncinocarpus reesii 1704
Lineage: Eukaryota; Fungi; Ascomycota; Eurotiomycetes; Onygenales; Onygenaceae
Exons: 3
Coding region: 1-3297 (1098 amino acids)
Cellular component (GO): membrane
Molecular function (GO): protein-folding chaperone binding
Source: RefSeq, a predicted model, not a curated record
AUGUCUCUUCUCUCAUUUCAGGCUGCCCGUCCGCCGCCCGUUGGCUCGGGCGUGUUUGCGGCACUUGCUGUUGUUUCGAUAUUCUGCCUUGUCUUGCUCCUGCUGCGACACUAUCUCCCCCUGCGCAAUACACCCGCCUACCUGACCCUUCCAAUAUUCCUCGCGCUUGCGCUUCCGGCUAGCGUCAUUCUUCUAGUUCCCAUCGACCUCACUUCAAGUACUGCGGGCAACUCUCCGUCCGGAAUAUGGUUUCCGGCCCGUGUAAUGCUUGUCUCGUGGAGGAUAACAUACUGGCUUACUUUUGUCCUCACAUGGUUCGUCUCUGCGUUGCUUGAGAUCUUCGCAACUAGAGCGCUAACCCAGACCAUCUACAAUGGCUUCCAUUUCAGCUCUCUCAAGAGCUUGGUUAUGGCGUUGGCAUAUGUCUGGGGCUUGGUUUUGGCUAUAUAUCUCAUGGGCCACGGCCUGGUAGCUAUACCCAGGGGUCUCUGGCGAAAUGCAAGACCGGGGACCAAAUUACGACGCCUCCAGUCUCGCGCUCCACUAAUAUAUGAUCGUCUCAUUGACGCUAAAUCUAAUCUUGAGAAUAUUGGAGCGCAGAUAAGCCAACUGCAAAGGCGAAAGGCGACCGUACCACCAGACCUAAGAGACUGGAUAGAAGAGUUAGCGGAAGGUGCCAGUUUCCCGGUUUCGAGGCCUUCACAGUUUGUUGAAACCGAUACCUCGCGGUCGACGGGCCCGGUUGUUAUUACGGAGAGAUACCUAGCGGAGCUUACAAGGAAUCUAAACCACGCCCACCACAAAAAUGCUCGCUUCACCGAUGCUUGGAGUCGCCUGGUUCAAGAAGCCGCAGACUGUCAAGCCAUUAUCGACUCCUCAACAUCAAAGCACCUUGAAUUCAGCCGUCUCACGGCCCAUUCCUCCUUUACUCGCCGCCGUUCGUUUCUAUCUCCCUACCUUCGACACGUCCUCCAUUUUCAUGUUCUUCCGAUAUUCCAUCUUAUCUGUUCCGGCCUCUUCUCGCUCGCAUCUGUGUGCAUUAUAUGGUCGGAAUUAGUUAAAUCAUUCGCACCUAGUAUAUCCAUCGUCGGUUUAAGCGUCACCCAUGUUUAUCAUGGUGCAGCCUCUGUUACUUUUCUCGGCCAGGUGGUAGCAUCCGGGUGGAUGCUUUACAUGUGCUCUGCAGCUUUUGCCGGUGUGAGCGAUACAAAAGUAUGGAGAAAUCGUGCCCUUGUACGACGAAACACUCACGGUGAAAGUGCAUGCUGGUAUGCAGGCUUGAUUGCCCGGCUUACGGUCCCAUUGGCCUACAACUUCCUUACUCUUCUUGCUCGAGAUGUUCAGCAUAAGACUAGUUUUUACGGCUUCCUUGGCCGCUUCAUUGAUUUAACCCCCUUGGGAAAGGGUUUCGACUAUUUCUUUCCAAUCUUGAUCUUGGUUCCCGUCGGCGCCACUCUAUUCAACAUGUAUGGCAAGGUUAAAAGCGCGUUUGGUUUUGGCCUGCUCGAGGGCGACGAUGGCUCCGCAGAUGAUCCAAGUGGUAUCGGUAUCGGUACGUGGCGUGAAGGUCGUGACUUGAUCAAUCAGGAGCUGAGCGGCCCGGGGUUUCUGGGGCUCUCUUCUCGAUCAGCCGCUGGCAACAACUCCUUGACGGAAUCGGAUACAUCUGCCACCUCGGUCCCACGACGAGGCCCUACGCUCCGAUCGUCGCAAGCGGCUAGUCUACCUCGCUACGAGCAUUCGACUGCAAAUAGGGGGGUGAACGUAUCCAGUCUGGCGUCAGACGACGAAGACGAUGAGAGUCCUUUCCAGUCUUUUGUCCAUAGGGUUAAGAAUACGUUUGAAACCACGGAGACACCAAGCCUGCAGGCGACCAGAAACAGAACCACCGCCUUUGUCCCCGAAUUCAACACCCUCCACCUCCAUGGCUUGCUGACCUCUGCCUGCCCCGAAGGUGAACUCCAUCUUGGUCCUCGCGUGCCCUCGUCGAAAACCAAAUCUAUGACAGUGGCCCUGCUGCCCGCCGUACGUGCGAGUGCUGCUUCGUACUGGGACUCUCUGCUGUCAUCCCUGCCCCCCCGCCUGCACGACUCCCUGCUGGACCUCGAGGCCACAACCUCCCAGUCCAUCGCCGUCCUCUCGUCCCGCGUCGCCCGUUUCGCUCCAGCGUCCGCAUUCCAACUGCCACCGUUCCCGUUCGACACAUCCUUUGUUCUCGCCGCCACUGCCUUUGCCGUUCUCUUGGCCCUUUUGACGAUGGCCGGUUUCCGACGACACAAUGUGCGGAGAGACCCUUUCCCGACUGGUGGGUUCAGAAUCCCCACAGAGGAAGAGCUGGCGGAUAGGUUUUUUCAGGGACACAGGAAGUCGUUUCUAGACGAGAUUCAGAGGACAAAGAGGUUUUUUGAGGACGAUGAUCGGGAGCCGGAUGUGUUGAGAUUGAGGCAUCAUUCGACGUCUUACUUGCUUCAAUUCCCUGCGUUUGCAAUUGGUGAUGGCAUUUUAACGGUGGGAGACGUUCGCAGGGCGGCGGGUAAUGCAUUGGACGUCACCAAACUGAGGCGGAUUAAAUUACUCUACAAGGGUCGAUUGCUGAAAAAUGACAAUGCCACUGCCAAAAGUGUGGGGUUGAAGCAGAAUUCCCUGAUAAUGUGUGUGGUGUCGGAGGAUUUUGGAGACGACGACGACUCCACCAGCGAGUCUGAAGUCAGCGAGUUCUCUCCGUACCGUCAGGCGUACGCGGAGCUGCGAGAGCGCCAGCGCAGUCCGCCCAGACGGCGGAGGACACGCUCCCGACGGAAGAGCCCGCGAGUCGAGAGGCGCCGUGGGGAUGAAAGCGACUCUAGCGUGCACGCGGAACCGCCACGACGACGGUCCCAGUCCCGGCGGCCUCGCCCACGGGCGACUUCAAAUGCUCCGCCGAGGAGGGAGCAGCGACCACCCUCUCCGCAGCCUGCACCCCCGCCGCCCGCUCCGGCACGCACAACCCGGAUGCCAACGCCAUCUCCAGCGCUCAAUGCCUCUCAAAACGCCCAGGAGAAGCUCAGGAUCCUCGAUGAUUACACGGAUACCGUCCUUGAGCCGCUCUGCCUGCAAUUUGUCAAGUAUCCAUCGGGCGAUCAGAAAAGCAGGGAGAUGGAGCACAAGCGCCUGGGCGAGACCGCAAUGACCCAGGUCCUGCUAAAGGCCGAUGGGGUUGACGUGACUGGCGACUCUGCCGCUCGACAGCAGAGAAAGGCCCUCAUCAACAAGGUCCAGCUGCUUCUGAAGCGAGUUGAUGAUGCCGCCAAUCUUUGA